Molecule: messenger RNA, 6913 nt
Organism: Cebus imitator (Panamanian white-faced capuchin)
Lineage: Eukaryota; Metazoa; Chordata; Mammalia; Primates; Cebidae
Gene: DOCK7
Product: dedicator of cytokinesis 7
Exons: 49
Coding region: 133-6396 (2087 amino acids)
Biological process (GO): axonogenesis; positive regulation of GTPase activity; small GTPase-mediated signal transduction
Molecular function (GO): guanyl-nucleotide exchange factor activity
Source: RefSeq, a predicted model, not a curated record
CGGCUCCGGCCGCCAGCCCCAGCUUCCCAGGUCCGGAGCCGGGACUGGGGGAGGCUAGGAGGGAGGGAGCACGAGCAAGGAGGCACGCGCCCGCCGGUCCGCGCCCAGCCCGCCGCCGCUGCCUUAGCAGCUAUGGCCGAGCGCCGCGCCUUCGCCCAGAAGAUCAGCAGAACGGUGGCAGCUGAAGUUAGGAAGCAGAUCUCCGGUCAAUAUAGUGGUUCUCCCCAACUGCUCAAAAACCUUAAUAUUGUUGGCAAUAUAUCCCAUCACACCACCGUGCCCCUUACUGAAGCAGUAGAUCCAGUGGAUUUGGAAGAUUACCUCAUUACUCAUCCUUUGGCUGUGGAUUCUGGGCCUUUACGGGAUUUGAUUGAAUUUCCUCCAGAUGAUAUUGAAGUUGUUUAUAGUCCUCGGGACUGCAGAACACUUGUUUCAGCUGUACCUGAAGAAAGUGAAAUGGAUCCACAUGUUAGAGACUGUAUAAGAAGUUACACAGAAGACUGGGCAAUUGUCAUCAGAAAAUAUCAUAAAUUGGGAACAGGAUUUAAUCCCAAUACAUUAGAUAAACAGAAAGAAAGGCAAAAAGGUUUACCAAAACAGGUCUUUGAAUCUGAUGAAGCUCCAGAUGGCAACAACUACCAGGAUGACCAAGAUGAUCUUAAAAGACGUUCAAUGUCAAUAGAUGAUACCCCAAGGGGUAGCUGGGCCUGUAGUAUCUUUGACUUGAAAAAUUCACUUCCUGAUGCUUUGCUUCCCAAUUUACUUGAUCGAACUCCAAAUGAAGAAAUAGACCGUCAGAAUGAUGACCAAAGGAAAUCAAACCGUCACAAAGAACUUUUUGCUUUGCAUCCAUCACCAGAUGAGGAAGAACCAAUAGAACGGCUUAGUGUUCCUGACGUACCCAAAGAACAUUUUGGUCAAAGACUUCUUGUAAAAUGCUUAUCGCUCAAGUUUGAAAUUGAAAUUGAACCCAUUUUUGCGAGUUUGGCUUUAUAUGAUGUCAAGGAAAAGAAAAAGAUUUCAGAAAACUUUUAUUUUGACCUUAAUUCUGAGCAAAUGAAAGGAUUGUUACGUCCACAUGUACCACCUGCUGCCAUUACCACCCUGGCAAGAUCAGCAAUUUUUUCUAUCACUUAUCCUUCCCAAGAUGUUUUUCUUGUAAUAAAGCUAGAAAAAGUCCUACAGCAAGGAGACAUUGGAGAGUGUGCAGAACCGUAUAUGAUUUUCAAAGAAGCAGAUGCCACCAAGAAUAAGGAAAAACUGGAGAAACUGAAGAGUCAAGCAGAUCAGUUUUGCCAAAGACUUGGGAAAUAUCGCAUGCCUUUUGCUUGGACUGCAAUCCAUUUAAUGAAUAUUGUUAGCAGUGCUGGGAGUUUGGAAAGAGAUUCUACAGAAGUAGAAAUCAGUACUGGAGAACGAAAAGGGUCUUGGUCAGAGAGGAGGAAUUCUAGUAUUGUUGGCAGACGAUCACUUGAAAGGACAACGAGUGGAGAUGAUGCUUGUAACUUGACAAGUUUUCGACCAGCUACUCUCACAGUGACAAAUUUUUUUAAGCAGGAAGGAGACCGCUUAAGUGAUGAAGAUCUCUACAAAUUCCUUGCUGAUAUGAGAAGGCCGUCUUCUGUCUUACGGCGACUAAGACCUAUUACAGCUCAGCUCAAGAUAGACAUUUCUCCCGCACCUGAAAAUCCCCAUUAUUGCCUAACUCCAGAGCUACUUCAAGUGAAGCUUUACCCUGACAGUAGAGUUAGACCUACCAGAGAAAUUUUAGAGUUUCCUGCAAGGGAUGUUUAUGUCCCAAACACUACUUACAGAAAUCUUCUCUACAUAUACCCUCAGAGUCUUAAUUUUGCCAAUCGUCAAGGUUCUGCUAGAAAUAUAACAGUGAAAGUCCAGUUUAUGUAUGGAGAGGAUCCAAGCAAUGCCAUGCCGGUAAUCUUUGGUAAAUCUAGCUGUUCAGAAUUUUCAAAGGAAGCCUAUACAGCCGUAGUAUAUCAUAACAGGUCUCCCGAUUUUCAUGAAGAAAUCAAGGUUAAGCUUCCUGCUACUUUAACUGAUCAUCAUCACUUGCUUUUUACUUUUUAUCAUGUUAGUUGUCAACAAAAACAAAAUACUCCUCUUGAAACACCAGUUGGAUAUACAUGGAUACCAAUGCUUCAGAAUGGACGGUUGAAGACUGGCCAGUUUUGCUUACCAGUCUCAUUGGAAAAACCACCACAGGCUUAUUCUGUACUGUCUCCUGAGGUUCCUCUACCUGGCAUGAAAUGGGUAGAUAAUCACAAAGGUGUUUUUAAUGUUGAAGUUGUUGCUGUUUCAUCUAUCCAUACACAAGAUCCUUACCUUGACAAGUUUUUUGCUCUGGUCAAUGCUUUGGAUGAACACAUGUUCCCAGUACGAAUUGGGGACAUGCGAAUCAUGGAAAAUAACUUAGAAAAUGAAUUGAAGAGCAGUAUUUCAGCACUGAAUACAUCUCAGUUGGAACCAGUGGUCCGAUUUCUUCAUCUUCUGCUAGAUAAACUGAUACUUUUAGUUGUUAGACCUCCUGUCAUUGCUGGCCAAAUAGUUAAUCUAGGUCAAGCAUCUUUUGAAGCCAUGGCAUCAAUUAUAAAUCGACUUCACAAAAACUUGGAAGGAAAUCAUGACCAGCAUGGCAGAAACAGCCUUCUUGCAUCAUAUAUUUAUUAUGUUUUCCGCCUACCAAAUACUUACCCUAAUUCAUCUUCACCAGGUCCUGGGGGUUUGGGAGGAUCAGUGCAUUAUGCCACAAUGGCUAGAUCUGCUGUGAGACCUGCAAGCCUUAAUUUAAAUCGUUCUCGAAGCCUUAGUAAUAGCAAUCCAGAUAUAUCUGGGACUCCCACGUCACCAGAUGAUGAAGUUCGGUCAAUCAUCGGGAGUAAGGGUUUAGAUCGCUCCAAUUCCUGGGUUAACACUGGUGGUCCAAAAGCUGCCCCAUGGGGAUCCAACCCCAGUCCAAGUGCAGAAUCAACACAGGCUAUGGAUCGAAGUUGUAAUCGUAUGUCUUCGCACACAGAGACGUCAAGUUUCUUACAAACAUUAACGGGACGCUUACCAACUAAAAAGCUUUUUCAUGAGGAGCUGGCUUUGCAGUGGGUUGUUUGCAGUGGCAGCGUUCGGGAAUCAGCUUUGCAACAAGCCUGGUUCUUUUUUGAGUUAAUGGUAAAGAGCAUGGUGCAUCAUUUAUACUUUAAUGAUAAACUUGAUGCUCCAAGGAAAAGUCGUUUUCCAGAACGUUUCAUGGAUGACAUUGCAGCUCUUGUCAGCACGAUUGCUAGUGAUAUAGUUUCACGAUUUCAGAAGGACACAGAAAUGGUUGAGAGACUCAAUACAAGCCUGGCAUUCUUUCUCAAUGAUCUGUUAUCUGUUAUGGACAGAGGAUUUGUUUUUAGUCUUAUAAAGUCCUGCUAUAAACAGGUGUCUUCAAAGCUUUACUCAUUACCGAAUCCGAGCGUUCUGGUGUCCUUGAGGCUGGAUUUUCUGCGAAUCAUCUGCAGUCAUGAGCACUAUGUUACAUUAAACUUACCCUGUAGCUUACUUACUCCACCUGCAUCUCCAUCACCUUCUGUCUUGUUCUGCCUCACUCUCCAACAGAGUUCUGGAUUUUCUACGAAUGUACAAGACCAGAAGAUUGCAAAUAUGUUUGAAUUGUCGGUGCCUUUCCGCCAACAGCAUUAUUUGGCAGGACUUGUGUUAACGGAGCUGGCUGUCAUUUUAGACCCUGAUGCUGAAGGACUGUUUGGAUUGCAUAAGAAAGUCAUCAAUAUGGUACACAAUUUACUUUCCAGUCACGACUCAGACCCGCGGUACUCUGACCCCCAGAUAAAGGCUCGAGUGGCCAUGUUAUAUCUACCUCUGAUUGGUAUUAUCAUGGAAACUGUACCUCAGCUGUAUGAUUUUACAGAAACUCACAAUCAACGAGGAAGACCCAUUUGUAUAGCCCCUGAUGACUGUGAAAGUGAGAGCGGAAGUAUGAUAAGCCAGACUGUUGCUAUGGCAAUCGCAGGGACAUCGGUCCCUCAACUAACAAGGCCUGGCAGUUUCCUCCUCACAUCAACGAGUGGCAGGCAACACACUACCUUUUCAGCAGAAUCAAGUCGAAGCCUUUUGAUCUGUCUACUUUGGGUUCUCAAAAAUGCAGAUGAAACAGUUCUCCAGAAGUGGUUUACAGAUCUCUCGGUCUUGCAGCUAAACCGGCUAUUAGAUCUGCUUUAUCUCUGCGUAUCUUGCUUUGAGUAUAAAGGGAAAAAAGUGUUUGAAAGAAUGAACAGCUUGACCUUUAAGAAAUCAAAAGACAUGAGAGCAAAGCUUGAAGAAGCUAUUCUUGGGAGCAUAGGUGCUAGGCAAGAAAUGGUGCGUCGAAGCCGAGGACAGCUCGAGAGAAGCCCAUCUGGAAGUGCCUUUGGAAGUCAAGAAAAUUUGAGGUGGAGAAAAGAUAUGACUCACUGGCGUCAAAACACAGAGAAGCUUGACAAAUCAAGAGCAGAGAUUGAACACGAAGCGCUGAUUGAUGGAAACCUGGCUACAGAAGCAAACCUGAUCAUUUUGGAUACAUUAGAGAUUGUUGUUCAGACCGUUUCUGUAACAGAAUCCAAAGAGAGCAUCCUUGGUGGAGUGCUAAAAGUGCUACUACACAGCAUGGCCUGUAACCAAAGUGCAGUUUAUCUACAACACUGUUUUGCUACACAGAGAGCCUUGGUUUCAAAGUUUCCUGAACUCUUAUUUGAAGAAGAGACAGAGCAGUGUGCUGAUUUAUGCCUCAGGCUUCUUCGACACUGUAGCAGUAGCAUCAGUACGAUACGGUCACACGCCAGUGCUUCCCUUUACCUACUAAUGAGGCAAAACUUUGAGAUUGGGAAUAACUUUGCCAGGGUUAAAAUGCAGGUAACAAUGUCACUAUCCUCCUUGGUGGGCACAUCUCAGAAUUUUAAUGAAGAAUUCUUAAGACGUUCUCUAAAGACCAUAUUGACAUAUGCUGAAGAAGACCUGGAAUUGCGGGAAACAACAUUUCCUGAUCAGGUUCAGGAUCUGGUUUUCAAUCUCCAUAUGAUCCUUUCUGAUACUGUGAAAAUGAAGGAACACCAGGAGGAUCCUGAAAUGUUGAUUGACCUAAUGUACAGAAUUGCCAAGGGUUACCAGACCUCUCCAGAUCUGCGAUUGACCUGGCUGCAGAACAUGGCUGGCAAGCACUCAGAACGAAGCAAUCAUGCUGAAGCUGCACAGUGUCUAGUCCACUCAGCAGCACUUGUUGCUGAAUAUUUGAGCAUGCUAGAGGACCGGAAAUAUCUUCCUGUGGGAUGUGUAACAUUUCAGAAUAUUUCAUCUAAUGUUUUAGAAGAAUCUGCAGUCUCAGAUGAUGUGGUAUCUCCAGAUGAAGAAGGUAUCUGCUCUGGAAAAUACUUUACUGAGUCAGGACUUGUGGGAUUACUGGAACAAGCAGCUGCUUCUUUCUCUAUGGCUGGCAUGUAUGAAGCAGUUAAUGAGGUUUACAAAGUACUUAUUCCUGUUCAUGAAGCUAAUCGGGAUGCAAAGAAACUGUCCACAAUUCAUGGUAAACUUCAAGAAGCAUUCAGCAAAAUUGUUCAUCAGAGUACUGGCUGGGAGCGGAUGUUUGGCACCUAUUUUCGUGUUGGUUUUUAUGGAACCAAGUUCGGGGAUUUGGAUGAACAAGAAUUUGUUUACAAGGAGCCUGCAAUAACCAAACUUGCAGAGAUAUCUCACAGAUUGGAGGGAUUUUAUGGAGAAAGAUUUGGAGAGGAUGUGGUUGAAGUAAUCAAAGACUCUAAUCCUGUAGACAAGUGUAAAUUAGAUCCUAACAAGGCAUAUAUUCAGAUUACCUAUGUGGAGCCAUACUUUGACACAUAUGAGAUGAAGGACAGAAUCACUUAUUUCGACAAAAAUUAUAAUCUUCGCCGCUUCAUGUACUGUACACCCUUUACUUUAGAUGGCCGUGCCCAUGGGGAACUUCAUGAACAAUUCAAAAGGAAGACCAUUUUGACUACAUCUCAUGCCUUUCCUUAUAUUAAAACAAGGGUCAAUGUCACUCACAAAGAAGAGUUGCAGGGGCCUUUGGAAGUUGCCCAGGUUUUUCUGUCUGAAAUACCUAGUGACCCAAAGCUCUUCAGACAUCAUAAUAAACUGCGACUCUGCUUUAAAGAUUUUACUAAAAGGUGUGAAGAUGCCUUAAGAAAAAAUAAGAGCUUAAUUGGGCCAGAUCAAAAGGAGUAUCAAAGGGAACUGGAGAGAAACUAUCAUCGCCUUAAAGAGGCCCUACAGCCACUGAUCAACAGAAAGAUCCCUCAGUUAUACAAGGCAGUAUUACCUGUUACCUGCCACAGAGAUUCCUUCAGUCGAAUGAGCCUUCGCAAAAUGGAUCUCUAAACCCAAUGCACUUGUUUUAUUCAUCUGGAAAGAGCCAUGUAUUCAACAUUGAGUGUGAAAAUAUCUAUUGGAAAACAACAUGGAAUGGAAUUCUGGAAAUUAAUUAUUCAUUGAAUAAUACAGUGACCAAGAAAAUAUCAAAUGUAGAUUUACAUUUGAGAAUCAUGGCUAUGGUCUCUAAUGUUCUGGUAACAAGCUGUUAUCGUUUAAGACAUUUUAAUGACUCAAAGGUACACUAUACAUUUAUCAUUAUUUAUACCAUAGCUAACGUUAAAUUUAUUUACUUUAAGUUCAUAUUUUUUAAUUUAUAUUACCAUUUAUAGAUUCAUUUUGGAACCAUUUUAAAUGUAGUAAUGCUUAUUUUAAAGGUACUAUUAAAUAUGUGAAUGUUUACACUAAUUUUACUGAGUGGGACUUUAAAAUUUUUAUUUAUUGACAAUGGCAGAGAACAAUUUAAGGGUUGACUCAAGAACUAGUUCCAAACCUAGCAAAAUAAAAAUCAUAGCCCCAAAUCAAA